Molecule: messenger RNA, 2370 nt
Organism: Paramuricea clavata
Lineage: Eukaryota; Metazoa; Cnidaria; Anthozoa; Malacalcyonacea; Plexauridae
Source: the annotation of a GenBank genome assembly
AUGAUUUCGGGAAGCUCUACACGUAUUCAACAAUCCGCCUUAAAAAGGGCAGCUUCGUUUCUGCAAAAAUCUGUCUUAAAUUUUUUAGAAGAGGCUGACCCACUUCCAUGGCCACCGACAGUUGAAAGUUUGGUUUCAAGAGAGAGACAAUACCCAGAGCUUCUGCAAUUGUUUUUCAAGGAACUUUUUUCUUUUAAAGGAAGUCAUCACGUCACUGCCGAAAGAGUAGAUCGACUGACUGACUCGUUUUGUCAAGAUGUCAUUCACGCUGUUUCAAAGGGGAAAUUCCUUACGCCAAAACACGCAUCACUAGGUCUUGGCCUUCAUAGUAUGACUGGUCAAAAACUACCGAUAACUAUACUGGCAAGAUUAGGACAUUGUAUUACAUACGACGCAAUCAACGAAAUCGAGACUGCUCAGGCUGAGCUGGUAGAGCACUUUCAAUCCAUGGGUCUGAACUUACCUCUUCAACCAGCAGCAAUUGGUUCCUAAGUAAGUAUAUCAGUUUACGAUUAUUGAAACUAAACUCGCAAUCUGACAGUGAAAAAAAAAGCAGACAACGAUGAUGACGCGCGCCAAGCUUUAGAACUAUGUAAGUGAGUUACGAACUUCGCCGUAAAUUGUUUACAUUUUUAUACCAUAGUCUAUUUGUAUUUCAUCACAACAUUUGUAUACGAUCAAUUUAGAUUGGAAUUGAAAUUUUUUACUAAAUUCACAAUAAGAAAGUCUCAGUAAGGUAAUUUUCGCUUAGAAAUAAUCAACAAAAUUAAGCUGUAGCAUUUUCCCCUUAAGGUAUCAACGAUAUUCUGGUGGGAUAACUUUGAUCGCAAUGUUGAAACUGCGUCAGGCGCUGGUUCUAUCCAUAAUACACCAGGAAUAGCGUUUCAAGAACACUCUGAGGCAGCUGUGAUGAAACAAGACGAUAUAAGCAUUCCCAGGUCAAAGCGACGAUCGAUCCAACUCCCCAAAGAGACGGUUGAUAAGCGAGUGGCAGUCAACCCAAAAGCAGAACCACCAUCGCUUGCUAAAAUACAGAGCAGACCAGCUCCUACUAGUGCACAAAUGUACUGUUCGAAACUGUUGCAGAUAUGGAAAUCAGUGCGAUAUCUGAACUCGGCUAAUCAGACAAACCCCCGGUUCGUAGGUUGGAUCGUACGUCGUUUUCAGCAGGCUCAUAGCAAGGCAACAUUGAUGACAUACCUGCCUCCUAUUUCUUCUCCAAUAACCGAAUACUCCACCAUCAUAGAAAUGUUCCAUCAAUCUAGGCAGCUGGCGAAGCUAUCCAACAUGUCCUACACUCACAUCACCCUCGAUGCGGGAGCUGCAAUCAAGGCCUUUCAUGUGGUUUGGAACAAUCCAGCUGCGUGGUCCGACAUAAUAAUCCAUCUGGGAGAUUUUCAUUCAAUGAUGACCUUUUUUGCAGUUAUUGGACGUUUCGUGGAGAGCAGUGGAUUCGAAGAUGUGUUAUUUCAAGCUGGUCUGUGUAGCUCUGGAAGUAUUACGGGAGUGAUGAGUGGAAAGCACUACAAUCGAUGUUGGCUUGUUCACGAGGCUUUUUCUGAAGCAUUAGAAAGACGUUUUGUAGAACAAUAUCUACCGACCAUGCCAAAAAAAGUCGAGGAGUGCGCACAAAGUAACCUCGCGCAAGCAACGAGUUUAACCAACAUUCUUAACGAUGACACUGUUAAAGAAUAUGUUGAUCAAUGUCAAAUACAGAAAACCAAAUGUUUGAAUGGAGAAUUCGGUAAAACACCGCAGUUUUGGGCAAAGUAUAUGGAGCUUCUUGAUCGUCAGCAGAAAUUGCACUUUUCCGUCAAUACGAAUGAUUAUGACCUGAGAAUGCUCAUUUGGAAAGAAUCUUUGCCUUUGUGCUUUGCUACCAAUCGGGUUCAUUAUGCUCGCUAUGGCACAUAUUAUGUAAGUGGUUUAGAAGGUAUUGACAGCACUCAUCCAGGAGCAAGACAGGAGAUCGAAGAUCUUGGUUUGUCGGUGCGGAGAAAUCAACUUGGCAUAGGACAGUCAAUCGACAUGACAGGCGAACAAAGCUACAUGAGAAAUGCAAAGACUGCAGGUACAUACUUCAUACUCAUGAAUUCAAAAAGUAAUAAUCUUAAAUAUUUCAGCCAUGCAUCUCCUGAAACAAUAUUUCCUUACAGGUGGCAACCGUCGUACAUUUAUACUUGAUAUUUAUUACCAUUCUCCGUCUUUUUAGGGGGAAUCACGCAAUUUGCUGCAAAGGAAAGUACUGUAACAAAGUGGGUCAUGAACAGGCCAUACCAAACCAAGUUUGUUGAAUCGUUACUGGAGCUAUCCGGAGUGUGCACUACAAUGUCAAAUCCACGAAAUGUCUGCGAAGCAGUGAAAUUCUGA